CCUAGGUGUGACCGUUUGUGAUCCCCCCGUUGUGAUGGACAAUAACAAAGAGGAGCUGCCGUGCGAAAACCCUAAAACCUGUUCCCGUCCGAGGCGGCUGCUCCAACGCCCGUCCCCCUCGUUUCUGCCGCUCGCUCGCCGACCCACCGACAUUGCGUGGGGCAAUAAAAACAAACAGAACGAGCGCUUGGAUUGGCGGCCUCCAGUGAGCGAACGAACAACUGUAAAAGUGGGACGCCACCGAAAAAGAAGGCAACAACAACAGCAACAACAACAAGACGGGCUGAGAAACGGCAGCGGCGGUGGUGGUCGCGUCUCUUGAAGAUUUCACUUUUCGACGAGCGAUUCAGCGGAGCACAACGAUUUGAAGCAACUAAUAGCAAAUAAUUGCAUCUAACAAUACACAUUGUACCUGAGAAACGAGGAGCAGGCCCACAGAGAAACAUGUACCGAGCCAGUGGACUGAGGAUUAUGCAACAAGUGCGUGGAAGGAUCAGCGGUGAGAUCCAAGGGGUCUAUUGUGCCGUUGCGCCUGCGCUGAAAACUUUCACUUUGCAACAACAAGUACAGCAGCAGCAAGGUCGCUGGACGGCAACGUCGACGGUGAGUGGGAAACAGGUGGCACCGCCACAGGUGACUCCUCCGCCGCGUCACGACUGGAAUCGGGCUGUCAGCGAGGCGGAGCGCAUCGUGGGCUAUCCCACCUCCUUCCUGAGCCUCCGAUGGCUGCUCAGCGACGAGAUCGCCAAUGUGGCGCUGCACUUGCGCAAGUUGGUGGGCAGCGCCCAUCCCUUGAUGAAAACGGCCAAGCAUCUGCUCUACAACGGCAAGAACACGAUGCAGGCCUGGGGACUGAUUGUGCUGCUGGUCUCCAAGGCGGCCGGACAUGCUCCCAGUGUCCCCGAUGUGGAGCAGGACAAGAGCGCCGGAGUCCUUCACUCCCAACGAGCCCUAGCCGAAGUUACCGAGAUGAUAAGGAUUUCCCACCUGGUCCACAAUAGCGUCGUGAAUCUGCAAUCGAGCACCCAGGCUGGCCAGGAUGUGGCCACCUUCGACGACAUGUCCUUCGGCAAUAAGAUUGGCCUGCUCACCGGUGACUACCUGUUGGGACACUCGAGUGCCGAGCUGGCGAAUCUGCGCAACCAGGAGGUGGUGGAGCUGAUCUCCUCGGCGGUGAGGGACUUCUCCGAGUCGGAGUUCAUUGGCGAGCGGGAUGAGCAGAACAACCCACUGCCCUACAAGCCAGGGACCUUCCAGCGCCCCUCUCUGAGCGUGGGCGUGGAUUUCAACGAGCACGAUGUGAUGGCUCCGAUGCCCAUUGCUCAGGUCCUGGGCAAUCCGGAGCAGGAAUGGGAGUGCCGGAACAUACUUAAUGCCGGCAGCUUGUUGGGCAAGUCCUGCCAGGGCUCUCUGAAGUUGGCCGGCCAGAGCGAGGAGCUCCAGCGCCAUGCCUAUCGGUUUGGAAAGCACUUGGCUCUGGCCUGGCAGGCCUGCCUGGACGCGGAACCCUUCCAGUGCCCCACCCUGCCCCUGGACGCCACCUUUAGCCUGGUUAGCGCCCCCGUUCUGUUCCAUCUCGAGCACGAUCCUGAGAUGUACGCGGAUCUGGAGGCGGGCAAGCAGUCGGUGGACAACAUCGACUACGACAAGAUCCACAGAGCCAUCCUGGCAGGGCCGGCGCUGAACAAAACCAAGGAGCUGCAGCGAAAGCAUACGGCCGCUGCCCUGGCCGUCCUCCAGCACUUUCCGGCUACGGAUGCUCGGCAGGCUUUGGAGAACAUCAUUCUGGCCAUGCAGGAUCUCUGAUCCGGGACUACCACGGCGGAUUUGAAACGGGUUCAGGGCUUAGGCUAGUUGUAUUUAUUCCAGGGUCAUUCUAUCGAUACCAUUAAAAAGGACACUGUUGACUAAUCUUAAA
Messenger RNA from Drosophila ananassae, 1918 nucleotides. It is a transcript of the gene Pdss2, whose product is annotated as all trans-polyprenyl-diphosphate synthase PDSS2. The coding region runs from base 445 to 1806 and encodes 453 amino acids. Gene Ontology annotation, molecular function: prenyltransferase activity. The transcript is spliced from 3 exons. Lineage: Eukaryota; Metazoa; Arthropoda; Insecta; Diptera; Drosophilidae. The record is from RefSeq and is a predicted model, not a curated record. Gene Ontology annotation, biological process: isoprenoid biosynthetic process; ubiquinone biosynthetic process. Gene Ontology annotation, cellular component: mitochondrion; transferase complex.